AUGACCUCAGAAGCUGACGGGAUCUGCCCAGAGGGCAAAAUUUUUGUUGAUGUCAUUGAGUAUUUAAUGGACCCAAGGAACAAAGAGAAACUUCAACACCUGCUGAGUGAUGAUUCCUGGGAGAGAUUUGUGGCUGCGGCCGAGCUGUCCAGGGAUGAGGCAGAUGCACUCUAUGCAGACUUGCACGAGCUGGAAACACUCAUGGCCGAGGAGGACGAAGACAUGCCCUCAGCAGACCAGCCGUAUGUGGAGAGCUUUAUGAAGGAAUUUCCUCAGGUGAAACAGAACCUUGAAGAACGCAUAGGAAAGCUCUACGCACUUGCUGAUGAGGUGGACAAGGUUCACAGGGACUGCACCAUCACCCAAGUGGCGGCCUCUUCCACCGGCGCUGUGUCUGGCAUUCUGACCAUCAGUAGCCUGGCUUUGGCACCAUUCACAGCAGGGGCUAGUCUGCUGCUUUUGGUAACUGGGGCGGGACUGGGGGCAGCAGCUGCUGUGACCCAUGUGGCCACCAGCAUCGUGGAAGACGCAAAGAAUACAUCAGCAAAAGCUGAAGCCAGCCGCCUAUUGUCAACCGGUAAUGACACAGAGAAGAUGGUCAGGGAGCUUCUAUUUCGCAGCAAACUCAAAAUUUAUUACUUAAAAUGGAAGUGUUCUCGAUCCCUGAAAGUCAUUGUGAAGAAUUCCCGUGCCUUCAGGGUGGCCAAAGCCAAUCCGGUCUUAGCAGCCAAGGCCACGCGCUUCUUGCGCAUGGGGGCAGUCUCAGCCCAAAGCGGCAAGGAGGUGCAGAAAGUUUUUAGAGGCACUGUUCUGGCCAUGAGCAAAGGAGCCAGGGUCUUUGGUGCAGCCACGGCAGGUGUAUUCCUUAUUUUGGAUGUAGUGGAUCUGGUGAAAGAGUCAAAGCACUUACAUGAGGGCGCAAAGGCUCGGUCAGCUAAAGAGUUGAGGCAGGAGGCCCAAGAGCUAGAGAGGAGGUUGGAAGAACUCACCUGCAUUCAUGAAAGUCUACAGGAGGACCUAACUCCAUGAUCCCCAGACAGUACAGGGAGCAGGGUGUGUGGGAGACAAAGGCGUGGACUUACCUUGU
Myotis davidii is the source of this 1087-nucleotide messenger RNA. Its product is annotated as apolipoprotein L3. Bases 1 to 1029 code for a protein of 342 amino acids. Lineage: Eukaryota; Metazoa; Chordata; Mammalia; Chiroptera; Vespertilionidae. Gene Ontology annotation, molecular function: lipid binding. Gene Ontology annotation, cellular component: extracellular region; membrane. Gene Ontology annotation, biological process: lipoprotein metabolic process; lipid transport. The record is from RefSeq and is a predicted model, not a curated record. The transcript has 3 exons.